Oncorhynchus mykiss (rainbow trout) is the source of this 6096-nucleotide messenger RNA. Lineage: Eukaryota; Metazoa; Chordata; Actinopteri; Salmoniformes; Salmonidae. The record is from RefSeq and is a predicted model, not a curated record.
UGGAUUUUUUCUCUCUCAUUUUGUCUGUCAUAGUUGAAGUGUACCUAUGAUGAAAAUUACAGGCCUCUCAUCUUUUUUAAGUGGGAGAACUUGCACAAUUGGUGGCUGACUAAAUACUUUUUUGCCCCACUGUAUAACUGGUCUUGGCAGUGGCCUAGUUCUGCCCUGGUCUGAUAUAUAACUGGUCUUGGCAGUGGCCUAGUUCUGCCCUUGUCCGAUAUAUAACUGGUCUUGGCAGUGGCCUAGUUCUGUCCUUGUCCGAUAUAUAACUGGUCUUGGCAGUGGCCUAGUUCUGUCCUUGUCCGAUAUAUAACUGGUCUUGACAGUGGCCUAGUUCUGCCCUUGGUGGACAUUCCUGUAGGCUGCAUGCCAAUUGCACGCUCCCUCAAAACUUGAGACAUCUGUGGCAUUGUGUUGUGUGACAAAACUGCACAUUUUAGAGAUGCAUUUUAUUGUCCCAAGCACAAAGUGCACCUAUGUAACGAUCAUGUUGUUUAAUUAGCUUUUUUGACAUGCCACACCUGGAUGGAUGCUCACUAACAGGGAUGGAAACAAAUUUCUGCACAAAAUCUUAGAGGAAUAAGAAAUCGUUUUUCUUGCAUAUCAAACAUGGGACCAAUACUUUACAUGUUGCAUUCAUAUGUGUUCAGUGUAAUAAAAUUAAUAUAUUUUUAAAUGCAUCAAAUUAUUUAUGUUUUUCUUCCUAUGUGGUUGCAAUACUGUGCACAGAUGUACUGCAAUAGAGUGCUUCAAAAAUCGACCAACUUCGCUUGUCAUUGCAGGACGACUCUUAUUUUGAAAAAAAAAUAUCUGCCUUUUUUUCUGCGGCCAUUUUAUGAGCUGCUGCCAGCAGAAUGGUAACGGGAAGGAAAUGUUUUCAGUGGAACGGAUGUGAAGGCGGAGUCUAGUCUUUUCUUUCAUGACUUCAGGCAGAGCAUCACAUGUUGAAAUCUAACCAUCCGUUACCUCCUUAAUCUACAAUUAAACAGACUAGAGAUAAACAUCUCACCUGGUUCACUUCUCCUGAACUCUGCAAACGACAAUAAACAAGUGUUUACAAUGAAUCAGGAAACACUCUCCCUCCAACCCUCCUCCCCCCUAUCCCUCCCGGAGUCCCUGGGUCGUACCUCUCCUGGUAACACCUUACUGCUGGGUCUGAAGAGGUUGUCUGUGCGGCUGGUCGACUGCAGGAAAACACCGGAGCUAAGGGACAGUCCUAACCGUCACUCUCUCAGUAGAAGGGGCUUGUCAUCUGGGGAGGCUAAACAACAUCAUGAUAAUGAGGAGGCAGAGAAAAGUCUCUCAAGAUCAGAACACCAAGAGAAACAACAGCAGAGACCCUCAAGGAAGAAAUCUCACUGCUGCUCUGACUGUGGGAAGAGGUUUACCUCUUCAGCAAACCUUAGACAACACCAGAGAAUUCAUACUGGAGAGAAACCUUAUAGCUGUGAACAAUGUGGGAAGAGAUUCAAUCAGAGAUUCAAUCUGAAGUCACACCAGAUCAUACACUCAGUAGAAAAACCUCACUGCUGCUCCCAGUGUGGAGCUAGCCUCUCCUCUGCCAGGGCACUAGAAGGACACAUGCGGAUUCACACUGGAGAGAAACCGUACCAGUGCUCAGAAUGUGGGCAGAGAUUUAAAGACUGCAGUGGUUUACGGAUACACGAGAGAAUAAAACACACCGGCGAAAAACCACACUGUUGCUCUGACUGCGGGAAGAGAUUUGCUACAUCGCAACGCUUAAAAGCUCACCGGCGGAUUCACACUGGAGAGAGACCGUUCCACUGCUCUGAGUGUGGGAAGAGUUUCAAACAAGCCUCAGCACUGUCUGAACACAAACGAAUACACACAGGAGAGAAGCCUCACCACUGUGAGCAGUGCGGGGGAAACUUUUCCUCUUCUAAGUUACUCAGAAUACAUCAGAGGAUUCACACAGGGGAGAAACCUUACCAAUGCACUGACUGUGGGAAAAGCUUCAGAUUUCUGUCUUCUUUAAGACGUCACCAGCUAAGACAUACUGGAGAAAAGCCCCACCAAUGUACUGAGUGUGGGAAGAGGUUUGCUGUUAAGAGUGGGCUCUGGUUACAUAACAUAGUGCACACUGGAGAGAAAGGAUACCAAUGCCCACAGUGUGGCAAGAAGCUAGGAUCGUCUCAUUCUCUAGAGCAGCAUAAGCGUACACACACUGGACAGAAACCCUUCCACUGCUCCCACUGUAAGUUAAGCUUUGCCACUAAUUCAGCCCUGUACAAACACCAGAUAAUUCACACAGGCGAGAAACGACACAGCUGCAAUGUUUGCCAGAGGAGAUUUGGACGGUCCGAUCACCUGAAAAGUCACAUGCAAAUUCACACAGGAGAAAAGCCAUACCACUGCUCUAAGUGCGAGCUGAGUUUCACUAACAACAGAUCUCUGAAAGAACAUGAGGUCAGACACACAGAAGAUAAACCUCACUGCUGCUCCCAGUGCGGUGCUAGUCUCUCCUCUGCCAGGGCACUGGAAGGACACAUGCGGAUUCACACUGGAGAGAAACCGUACGAGUGCUCUGAAUGUGGGCAGAAGUUUGCACAUAGAGCCAGUCUUGGGUCACACAGAAGAAUACACACAGGAGAGAAACCCUAUCACUGCUCUGACUGCAAGAAGAGCUUUCAAAGACUUGGCGCUUUAAAACUACACAAGUUCACACAUUCAGAGAAGAUGUACCACUGCUCUCAGUGUGAGUCGAGCUGCACAACGCCAGACGCAUUGAAGAAACACCAGCGUAUACACACUGGAGAGAAGCCUUACCACUGCUCCCACUGUGACAAGAGCUUCCUUCGGCAACAGUCUCUCAAAGGACACGAGCGUAGUCACAAGGGAGAGAAACCGUUCUCUUGCUCAGACUGCGGGAACAACUUUGCCACAAUGGAAACCUUGCGAAUUCACCAUCGAAGACACACAGGAGAGAGGCCAUACCAAUGCCCUUUCCCUGACUGUGGGAAGAGUUUUUCCCAGGCCAGCGCCUUUAAAGUCCACAAGAGAAGGCACACAGGAGAGAAGCCGCACCACUGUGAUCAGUGUGGGAUGAGUUUUGUCACGUCAGGUGACUUGCAAACUCACUCCAAAAGAAGCCAUACUGCUGCACAGCCUGUGGACUCAGUUUCUCUAGAUCUGAUUACUUAAAGAUUCACCAGAGAGUCCACACAGGAGAGAGGCCAUACAGCUGCUCAGAGUGUGACAAGAGUUACACUUUGAAGAGUCACCUUACAAGACACCAGCAGAGACACACAGGAGAGAAACCUCACUAUGUGCGCAGAGUGCGGCAAGAGCUUCAAGUGUUUAAUGGACCUGAGAUGCCACGUUCAGCGCAAACAUAGUGGGACACCCUACCACUGCACCCAGCUUCAGCUCCCCUCAGCAUCUGAAGUACCACCAGAUGACACACACGGGAGAGAAACCAUUCACGUGCACCGACUGCGGGAAUUCACUCAGGCCGUGGUUUUCACACCGGAGAGAAACCUCACAGCUGUGAUCAGUGUGACAAGAGUUUCAGUAAAAGGAGCAGUCUGCAAUCACACCAGCGGACACAUACAGAAGAGAAGCCUUACAGCUGUGAUGAGUGUGGGAAGAGAUUCACCAAUUCAGGAACCCUGGUUUCGCACAAGAGAAUACACUCCUGAGAGAAAGAUUACCACACACACAGGAGCGAGGCCUAAUGGCCAUGUUCAAGUGAACACACACUGAUAAUUUUUUUAUGCCUGGAUCAAAUAUGUAGUUUUGUAAAUGAUGGAACACAUUUUAUAGAAUGAGCAUCAAGGACACACAGUAACAACCUGUGAAACAUGAAACACUUCUAGUUUGUCAAUUGACAAUUCCCACAACUGAAACCACACUUGAAAAUACAGAGGCUUUCACUCAGUGUUGUGGCCAACCGCUGUGCAGACACAGGUCUGAUUGAAUCAAGCCCUGAGAACGGACAUAUUUCUCAACAUCACAACUUGCUGUUGGAUACAAAUGAUUAAAUUAUAAAAAAUUAUAAACAUUUGAAGAAGUAAACGGUGCAGGUGAAGUUCUAAUCGAACUCUGUAUGGAACAUGAUAUUUACCAUCUACUGUUCUUUCAAAAUUAACACUUGUUUCGUUUUGCUUUUGGAUUGUGGGCUCAAUUCAAUGAGAUUUGGCGUUUGCCGACACCUGCAUAGCUGGUGUUGUGACGACGUCUGAGGUGGAACUGUACCUAUCAUGAACAUGGACAUUGGCUGCAUGGAGGAGUAGGAAUCCCAUCCAGCCAUGUUUACAAACUCAAACACGUGUCAUUUAGGGCUGGAUUCAAUCUGCCUUUAAUCCGCCACAACCGACAACUGCAUAGUCGGUUCAUUGUUUUCAAUGUUUUUAUUCAGGUGAUGUCCGAGUCGUAACCACAUUGGAGCUGUCGAGGACAUUACCAUAAUCUCAUGCAGUCUUUUUAGAUUCAAACCUCGAUUAGCCUGAGAUAAUGGUGUAAUCUACACCUCAAAUAGCCCGAUAUAAUGCUGUAAUCUACACCUUGAUUAGCCUGAUAUAAUGCUGUAAUAUACACCUUUAUUAGCCUGAUAUAAUGCUGUAAUCUACACCUUGAUUAGCCUGAUAUAAUGCUGUAAUCCACACCUUGAUUAGCCUGAUAUAAUGCUGUAAUCUACACCUUGAUUAGCCUGAUAUAAUGCUGUAAUCCACACCUUGAUUAGCCUGAUAUAAUGCUGUAAUCUACACCUUGAUUAGCCUGAUAUAAUGCUGUAAUAUACACCUUUAUUAGCCUGAUAUAAUGCUGUAAUCUACACCUUUAUUAGCCUGAUAUAAUGCUCUAAUCUACUCCUUGAUUAGCCUGAUAUAAUGCUGUAAUCUACUCCUUGAUUAGCCUGAUAUAAUGCUGUAAUCUACACCUUUAUUAGCCUGAUAUAAUGCUGUAAUCCACACCUUGAUUAGCCUGAUAUAAUGCUGUAAUCUACUCCUUGAUUAGCCUGAUAUAAUGCUGUAAUCCACACCUUGAUUAGCCUGAUAUAAUGCUGUAAUCUACACCUUGAUUAGCCUGAUAUAAUGCUGUAAUAUACACCUUUAUUAGCCUGAUAUAAUGCUGUAAUCUACACCUUUAUUAGCCUGAUAUAAUGCUCUAAUCUACUCCUUGAUUAGCCUGAUAUAAUGCUGUAAUCUACUCCUUGAUUAGCCUGAUAUAAUGCUGUAAUCUACACCUUUAUUAGCCUGAUAUAAUGCUGUAAUCCACACCUUGAUUAGCCUGAUAUAAUGCUGUAAUCUACUCCUUGAUUAGCCUGAUAUAAUGCUGUAAUCUACACCUUGAUUAGCCUGAUAUAAUGCUGUAAUCCACACCUUGAUUAGCCUGAUAUGUUGUACAGUGCACAAUUACAAGAUUAUGUUCUAUACUGCUAUGGGUUUAAAGCCAACAGGUAGGCCUCUGGGUUUAAAGCCAACAGGUAGACCUCUGGGUUUAAAGCCAACAGGUAGGCCUCUGGGCUUACAGCCAACAGGUAGACCUCUGGGUUUAAAGCCAACAGGUAGGCCUCUGGGUUUAAAGCCAACAGGUAGGCCUCUGGGCCAACAGCCGAUUGGGUGUAACCUUGUGAUAAGGCUGCAUCCUGUCUUCCAGACACUGAGGGUGCAGCUACAUCCUGUCUUCCAGACACAGAGGGUGCAGCUACAUCCUGUCUUCCAGACACCGAGGGAGCAGCUACAUCCUGUCUUCCAGACACCGAGGGUGCAGCUACAUCCUGUCUUCCAGACACCGAGGGAGCAGCUACAUCCUGUCUUCCAGACACUGAGGGUGCAGCUACAUCCUGUCUUCCAGCUGAUUGUAGGAGAACUGAAAGAUUACUUUUGUAUAGCAACAGCAAUAUGACCUGGAGACAGAAACUCCACCUAUUCUGAGCUAAUCUUGUUGGUCCUGCUUGAGUGCACAAUAUACCCUUUUAUGCUUUCACACUUCUGCUGACUGCUAUGUAGACAAAGAGCUUUUUAUUAAACCUGAGACCCAACUCUGUUCAGGGGCUCUUAUCUCCUCACCACUGAGUGAUUGUUAACCCCUCCAGAAUUGUAAUUCUUAUAAUAAACAUUGUUUUAAGAAUCUGCA